Molecule: messenger RNA, 3237 nt
Organism: Spea bombifrons (plains spadefoot toad)
Lineage: Eukaryota; Metazoa; Chordata; Amphibia; Anura; Pelobatidae
Gene: ACTR2
Product: actin related protein 2
Exons: 9
Coding region: 172-1356 (394 amino acids)
Biological process (GO): Arp2/3 complex-mediated actin nucleation
Cellular component (GO): Arp2/3 protein complex; actin cortical patch
Molecular function (GO): actin filament binding
Source: RefSeq, a predicted model, not a curated record
GCCAUAACCUGAUUGGCCCGUCGGACGGAGGCCGCGAGCGCACAGACACAUCACGUGUCCUUACCUACCGGAGGAGAAGGAGCUUGUGGUGCUGCUGUCUGGGCGGGGGACGCACUUCCGGUGUAGUGAGUGACUGAGAGCUCAGGGGUUCCAGCUGAGGGCGGCAGGAACAUGGACAGCCAAGGCAGGAAGGUGGUGGUGUGCGACAACGGGACUGGGUUUGUGAAAUGCGGAUAUGCUGGCUCCAACUUCCCAGAGCAUAUCUUCCCAGCUCUGGUCGGGCGACCUGUCAUCCGGUCUACAGCAAAAGUGGGAAACAUUGAGAUCAAGGAUCUUAUGGUUGGAGAUGAAGCGAGUGAAUUACGCUCAAUGCUUGAAGUGAACUAUCCCAUGGAAAAUGGCAUUGUGCGGAACUGGGAUGACAUGAAACACCUCUGGGACUACACCUUUGGGCCCGAGAAACUGAACAUAGACACUAGAGAUUGUAAAAUCUUACUUACAGAGCCUCCGAUGAACCCAACAAAAAACCGCGAGAAGAUUGUAGAGGUUAUGUUUGAGACAUACCAGUUCUCGGGUGUUUAUGUUGCUAUACAGGCUGUCCUCACAUUAUAUGCACAAGGCUUGCUGACUGGUGUGGUCGUGGACUCCGGAGAUGGCGUCACUCACAUUUGCCCAGUGUAUGAAGGCUUCUCUCUGCCUCACCUCACCAGGAGACUGGACAUCGCCGGCAGGGAUAUCACCCGCUAUCUUAUCAAGUUGCUUUUGUUGAGAGGAUAUGCCUUCAAUCACUCAGCUGAUUUUGAGACUGUACGAAUGAUCAAGGAAAAGCUGUGCUACGUUGGUUACAACAUUGAACAGGAGCAGAAACUAGCUCUGGAGACUACAGUCCUUGUAGAGUCUUACACGCUUCCAGAUGGCAGGGUUAUUAAAGUAGGUGGAGAACGCUUUGAAGCACCAGAAGCUCUGUUUCAGCCUCAUCUUAUCAAUGUAGAAGGCGUUGGCGUUGCUGAGUUGCUGUUCAACACCAUUCAGGCAGCUGACAUUGAUACUCGACCUGAGUUCUACAAACACAUUGUGCUAUCAGGCGGCUCCACUAUGUACCCAGGCCUGCCAUCCCGUCUGGAACGAGAGCUCAAACAACUGUACUUGGAGCGCGUGCUAAAAGGAGAUGUUGAAAAAUUAUCGAAAUUUAAGAUCCGUAUUGAAGACCCACCCCGUCGUAAGCACAUGGUAUUCCUCGGAGGAGCAGUCUUGGCAGACAUCAUGAAAGACAAAGACAACUUCUGGAUGACUCGUCAAGAAUACCAAGAGAAGGGAGUGCGUGUGCUGGAAAAACUUGGUGUGACUGUCCGAUAAAGUGAACUGCCAACUCCCAACGCUUCUCUAAAGCUUUCCUAAUUUCCUUUAUUGCCAAUCUUUGAACUCAUUCAGCUACAUGACUCGGAAAGGCCUGUCUGUGCCCUUUUGACCUACAAGGUCAGAUUUUUGUCCCGUUUCCUGGGGGUGAGCUUUGUUUUAAAUGUUUCUUAAUGUGGCUAAAUUUGACUAUUUAAAUUGCCCAUAACUUUAAAAACACAAAGCUCUAGUAACAGAGCCUAUCUGCUCCAUUGUCUGUUCCCAGUAGGCAUUUGGCUAAUUGCAGGCUUUUUUCCCCUUAGUGUGCUGCUUUAAGGCUGCUAGCUUUAUUCUUUGGUUAGUCAGUGGUUUCCCUUUAUAACCAUUAAAAAAAUGUAAAAAAACCAAUAUAGCAGUUUUUAGCACCACAUAUUUCACCACGAUUUCACUCUGCUAACUUUGCUGCGCUUCCAUGCUAUCCUUGCAACUCUACACAAAUUAUACCAUAAACUUGGGAAAAAAAGCCAAUGUGUUUUCAAUUUGGAAGAAACCCCUCCAGUAAGAACCAGAACUGCAGCACUGAACGACUUCUUACAUUCUUUAUAAAGUACUUUUUAUUAUUGUUUUCGGCUUUUAAUCUUGGGACGAUAUGGUACAUUUCCUUUAUAAUAUAGUGUAAAUUGGGCAGAUAUUUCUCCUUUCCUUUUUUUGUCUUCUAUUAACAAAGCACUUGUGCACGUGAUCAGGUCAUUUGUGAACUAGCUUCUUAUGGCUCAUUCCCGAAAAAAAAAAAGUAAACAGGUGGUAAACAUGUACACAAUUUAUUUCUAAAUAUAAGAGAAAUCAUAUCUAUAAAGCCUCGUUAAGUGUAUUUUUUUUCCUUUUAGCGCUAGUCUUUCCGUGGGAAGCACUUUAGUUUGCAAAACUUUUCCCCCCUGUAUUUCUGUGCCAAGCACGCUCUCUACUUUUCACGAAGACCUUUCUCAUCGCCCAACGAAGAGCAUUAGAUCAAUGAAUGUGGAAGGGGUCGGCUGACUAUCUUAUAAUCAAAUUGUUAAAAGAUACCAAGAGUUUGUUCCAGAACUAGGGUUGUAAGCUAUUUUUUUUUUAUUUUUCUUUACCUCGUAUGGUGGUAGUUUACAGAAGUGUGUAAAACAGUCUUGUGUUGCACUUUCAGUAGUGAUACAGUGAGUAACUUUCAUUUUCUUUUCCAAAUCUGCUUGUGGAUUGAGUUUUUUUAAUUUAAAUGCAAAUGAACUCUGCUCAGCCAUCUUGGAUUUAAAGGAAAUCGUGGCGUUUGUAGAACCUUAGUAUUUACCAGAAAUACUGUACAAAUAGCGUGCAAAUUAUACACGUUUACAGGUUUUAUGAAACUAAACGGUUAGGCCGUUCAGCGCCUCAUAGGUUCAUCUUUCUGGGUUUUGUGUACAGGAUUUAACAUAAAUAGUUGUUCUCCAAAAAGGGGUGAAAUUCAUUUUGAUGAAAGAAAAUCACCAACCCUUUUUAUUUAUAUUUUGGGCACUUUUUUUCAAAAGCUGAUAAAACCCAGUGUCCACUUUGCCCACCGUCGGUUUUAAGAGAAAUCCUUCUCGCAAGUGAUUUUAAUCAUAAAAGUUUUGUAUGCAUAGCAGUCCUUUUCUCUAAUCCUCCAAACGGCUUUCUGCGAAGCGCUGCAUAACCUGUACUGUAACACUUGGAUUGCUGAAUGAGGUAAACGGGUCCGAUACAAACAUGGAUAGCGAUCAUGUUUCUUUUUCUUCCCCUAUGAUAAAAGUAACAGGGCAUACAAUAUCCUUGGUGACGUUUUUUGCUUUUUUUAAAUUUUUUAAAUUCUUUAUUUCUAUGUCUUUGAAAUUGAGGUAAUUUUUGAACUAAUUUGAAAUAAAUUGGUCAUUCUCUCUG